Messenger RNA from Anguilla rostrata (American eel), 5117 nucleotides. RefSeq names its product PR domain containing 4 (gene prdm4). Gene Ontology annotation, molecular function: protein binding; DNA-binding transcription factor activity, RNA polymerase II-specific. The transcript is spliced from 11 exons. Gene Ontology annotation, cellular component: nucleus. Bases 1087 to 3573 code for a protein of 828 amino acids. NCBI's taxonomy places the organism in Eukaryota, Metazoa, Chordata, Actinopteri, Anguilliformes, Anguillidae. The record is from RefSeq and is a predicted model, not a curated record. Gene Ontology annotation, biological process: regulation of gene expression.
UUAAAAAAAAAAAGAUAAACUACUUAAUACCUUAAAUUGUGUUAUUUUCUGCCUCCCUCUUAUAUGAUCAUUAUUAUUUUAUAGUUAAAUACCUGAUUUUAAGGAGCAAACUGUUUUCGUGAGAACUGUCUGUUUUGUUUUUUCAUUUCAGUGCUUUUGUUGAAGUCUAUUCUUACCUGAUCAGAUGCUUCUGAUGAUGGUCUAGCUGUAGAUCACUCACAUAUUGCUUUUUGACCCUACGUAUUUGCGUAUUAUUAGUAGCUUAUAUCUGGACUGUUGCACGGUUUGCUUGCUAGCUACUGUGGUUGAAAGUUAACUGGUUAGCUUACUAGCUGCUGGCUUGCGAUGCUAUUUAUCUCUUAUUGUUCGUGUUGAUACUAGAACUAAGUUAGCUUGCAGGGACCGAACGGAUUGAUCAAAGUUUAAAGAAAAAAACUGUAUUUUUAGUAUAGAAGGUAGCUAAUCCCGUAGCCAGUUAGCUCCCUCGCCAACAAGCAGUUCACUGCACAAGCAAAUGUCAUAUCGACAAUAGCGCCAAGUCGCUAGUUAGCUAGCCACAGCUUUCUGAGCAGAGUUUCUGUUUGUUCAGAGCUCGACAUGACUGUUUCAGAAUGUCUUGUCUAUAUUGGCAAUCUGGAUACGGGACAUAUAAAAGUUAUAAUAUUGCAAUUUGUACAUGCGUCUGUACGGAACCUAUCCAAUACAUUAGGCUGGAAAAGUAUAUUUUAACUUGUAAAUUCUACGAUGAAUUGCCAGCCAGUUACCUACCCAAGAAGGGAAAGCCUGGAACAAGUGUAGCUACAUUCGCCAGAAUAUAAAUGGAAGUAGCUUAUUUACCCAAGUAGUGUCAGCUAAAUAAUGUAAUUAGCUCAGACAGCUUAUUCUGGUAAAACUGCCAUGACCAUCAUGGGAACUAUUUGGGCCCAAAACCCAAGAUUCUGUUCAUGUUAUGUGUAUAGAAGACAUUUCAGUCUGAUCACAUCCACUGGACACACGUGAGUAAAUCAUUUCUCUUUUCCCUUUUCCAUCUUAGCCACGAAGAAUGCCACAUUCACAAUGUCAUGAGGAAAAACACCUAGUGUCAGAAUGAACGACAUCAAUCUGAGUCCUGUGGGGAUGGACCAGUUGAACGUGCCCUCUGUGAGUGGUAGCCACCUGGGUCUGCCCACCUCCCCCACCCACAAUCCCAUCACUGCUCCAGGCAUGCCAGUGGCCAUUCCAAACCUAGGGCCCUCCCUGGGGUCUCUGCCACCUGCCUUGUCCCUCAUGCUGCCCAUGGGUCCAAUUGGAGACAGGGGGGUGAUGUGCAGCCUGCCAGAGAGGAACUACCCGCUGCCUCCUCCCCCGUACCCCCACCUGGAGAGCAGUUACUUCCGACACAUCCUCCCAGGCAUUUUGUCCUACCUUGCAGACCGCCCACCUCCACAGUAUAUUCAUCCCAGUAGCCUUAACAUGGAUGGGACCCUCUCGGUGCCCAGCAACAACCCUUCUGGCAUGGACCCCUAUAGCGGACCCGGGGGGCCUCUGGAGCAGGGCCUUGUGUCCCUGGACUCUCGGCAGGUGGGGGGUCAGGGAGGCCUCCACCAGGGUGCGGCUCACGAGGUGCAGCUGGACACCGGCCUGACCAUGGAGUCCCGCGUGAGCAGCCCCAUAUCCCCGGACAGGAUGGGUGAGGAGCUGGCCUCCAUGGAGGGGGUGGUGCCAGAGACGCAGCCGCUGAGCGGGAGGCCCCGGAACCACGAGGGUCUGGGGGGCGUGGACGGGUCCGGAGGGGUGAUCCCUCUGCACGGGUCGGGGCUGGAGCUGCCUGUGGUGAUGGAGCAGGAGCACCUGACUGGCAGGGUGGGCGGAGCCGGAGCAGCUGGAGGCGGAGCCAGGGGCCUGGGGGAGCCGCUGCACUCCUCUGCGGCUUUGAGCUCUGGCGCCGUUAGCGUGGUGCUGACUGGCUCGCACUCGCACCCGUCCAUGGCACCCCCCUCGCAGCUGGAGGCUGUGACCCUCCACGGGCCCCCCACCAUGGGGCUGGAGCCGGUCAGUGUGUCCCCCAUCACCGCCGAGGUGUCCCUGGGGCCCGACAGCAGCCUGGUGCUGGUCAACUCCUCCCUGCAGCUGGAGGACUCCACGUCUAACAAGGAGAACAUGGCGACCGCCUUCACCAUAUGGUGCACGCUGUGCGAACGCUCCUAUCCCUCCGACUGCCCAGAACACGGCCCUGUCACUUUCAUCCCCGACAUGCCCAUUGAGAGCCGCGCCCGCCUGUCCCUCCCACGCCCUCUGUGCCUCAGGGUCACCGUGGCUGAUGAACCCCUCGGUGUAUUGGCGAGAGAGGUCAUACCUGUCAGGACCUGCUUUGGGCCAAUGGUAGGACAGCACUGCAGCUCCGUCGACCUGACAGACUGGUCAGACAAGAACACUCCUCACGUCUGGAAGAUGUUCCACAAUAAUGUUCUGGAGUUCUGCAUUGUGACAACAGACGAGAAUGAGUGCAACUGGAUGAUGUUUGUUCGUAAGGCGAGGACUGGAGAGGAGCAGAAUCUUGUGGCCUAUCCUGACAACGGCAAGCUGUACUUCUGUUCGUCCAGGGAGAUUCUUCCUGACCAGGAACUGCUCUUCUACUACAGCAGGGACUACAGCAGGCAGAUGGGUGUCCCGGAGCUUCCAGACGGUCAAGUGUGCCACUGUGGCAAAGAGUGUGCCUCCUUCGCCGAGCUGAAAUCUCACCUGAACAGCCACGCCCACGGGCACUCGCAUGGCCACACCCACAGCCCCACCCAGAGCCACUCGGGGCACCACGGCCACCACCCCCACCACGAAGGCAAGCUCCCCAGCAGCAGCUCCAGCGCUGCCUCGUCCUGGUCUGGCCACGCCCACGGCCACGCCCGGGAGAGGAAGUUCAAGUGCAACAUGUGCUCCAGGGCGUUCACCUCCUCCACCAAGCUCAACGUGCACUUCAUGGGACACGUUGGCAUGAAGCCGCACAAGUGUGAGUACUGCAGCAAGGCCUUCAGUGAUCCCAGCAACCUCCGGACGCACCUCAAGAUCCACACAGGUCAGAAGAAUUACCGGUGCAGCAUGUGCGAGAAGUCCUUCACGCAGAAAGCCCACCUGGCGUCUCACAUGGUGAUUCACACGGGGGCCAAGAACCUGAAGUGCGACCACUGCGACAGGAUGUUCAUGCGGAGGCAGGACCUCAAGCAGCACAUGCUCACCCACACUCAAGAGCGUCAGAUCCGCUGCCCGAAGUGUGACAAGCUGUUCUGGAGGUCCAACCACCUGAAGAAGCACCUGAACUCCCACGAGGGUCGGCGGGAUUACAUCUGCGAGAAAUGCAGCAAGGCCUUCCUCACCAAAUACCACCUCACCCGACACCUGAAGAUAUGCAAGGGCCCCAAAACGACCGGGGAGGCCCUCCAAGAGGAGGAGGAGGAUGAGGAUGACGACGACGAGGAAGACGAAGAGGAGGAGGACGACGACGGGGAUGUGGAGGGGCUGAUCGAUCCAGUGAGCAGGGAGGACUGUGGUCUCGGUGUGGCAGGGUACAGCUCGGACAAAGCCCUGUCCCCACACCAGUGACUGUGGGGUCAGGAAAUGGCACUUCUGCGUAUGCCCUGAUAUUUAUCAUAUUUAUUUCCAUUUUUUUCGUUCCUUAUUUUUUCGGGUUUUCGUGUUGUUGCCAAAAUCUUACCUGCAUGGUAAGAUUUAAAGAUUUGGCAUUUCCAGCCUUCCAAGAUCUCUUCUCUAGCCUUUGAAAUGGAAACUGGAAUACAUCAUCCAGAAUGAAUGCAGAAAACUUUGAAUGAAAUGUGUACUAAAUGAAAAGACCUGCAACUGUGUGCUGAGGUAUUUCCAGUUGUUCUGAAAAGGGCACAUGUGGUAUCUGCUUGUAGCUUGUAUUUCAUUAGUUCCUUGAAAAUUCACGGUUCUUUUAGAAACAAUUUGGUGCAGUUUCCGCAGGUUAAAUUAAACUGAUGUUCAGUUACCAUGUCUUGCAAAGAUCCCCCUGUUGUCAAAAUUUGAAAUUUCAGACUAUAAUGACUUUAUUUGGAUAAUCAAUGCACAAGCUAUUUAUUAUGUUAUUUAAACUUGAGGCAGUUAAUUACAAAUAGAGUUUGAAAGUCAAGUUAAAAGUGUUUAUGGGGGCGGGGGGAGAAUCUGGUGAGAGUGGAAUAGUGAAUGAGUUUUACAUUGUGAGCAGACUUGUAUUACUGAUAAAUUAGUUACUGAAAUCAUUCCAAUUGGGGCCUUAUUGACUGUGUGCUUCAAAUUACAGGAACAUCUUAUGUUGGCCUGUUAAUUUCGGUUUGCUGCAAAAGUCUCAGAAAGAUACUCUAUUACAUUUCACUGUUUUCUUUGGUAAUCGCACAAUAAUCUUUGAAUUAAAAACAGUACUACAUAACGGCAAAAUACAGAAGAAAGCUCUUUCAAUUGGGCAAUGGGGAUUUGGUUGUCUAUUUUUUUCCCUCUGAAUGUACAAUUGCAUUCUGCAAAGAACAGCAUAAUGUGUAAAUAUGGUGUACAAUUUUUAGUGCUAUAGAUUUUCCAAUUACUUCAUAAUGCCAGAGGAUUCACCCAAAUAAGCUAUUUCUUUAUAUUUGUAUCAUUUAUUAGUGGGAGAAAUUAGUUGUUUUGCCACCAACAUAGCUGAUGAAGCUAACAAACCUUUAUGAAAUUUGCCAGUAACAUUUGACUUUCUCCCUGCUUUUGAUCAACCUUCAUCCUUUUACUGUUGCUUUCUAAGUAGCCAAGUAUGGAAAACAUGCUUAAAUGUGCAUUUUAUUAUUUUCUUCCCAGUUGCCUUCUAAUAAUUCAUUAGAAAGAUGUUAAAUCUUCCUGUCUAUGAAUAUAAGUACUGGAAUGCUCAUGAAUACAAGAGCUUUUUGUCGAAACACCAGGGUGACAAAGCUUGCUAUACCCUGUCAUCAUGAUAAUCCACCAGAUCAUGUGUUUAAAUAAACAAAUAUGUUCAUCAUAAGUUUUGUGGUUGCAAUUAAGCAAUGCAACAUAAAUGUAAGUCAUGCUAUGUAUAAGUUUAACGGGACCUGCUGGGUGACCAGGAUAAAAUCAUGCAGUUGCUAAAUUCUAAUGUGCAAAUAAAUUCAAAACAUACACAUACAUAA